CUUGCAGCUUCAAUCAUUUACCCAUCUAAACCAUCCAAACCCAUCCUACUUCCCCAUCCGUAUAAUCAAUUUAAUCAUCUACAUCUAUACAUCCACAUUUUAUUAUUGUAGUGAACAUCUUGAGUUUACCAUCUAUACUCCAUGGUGUUACUACUGUAUUGUCAGACAUAACAGUAGAGCAUCACCAUGGCUCGAAUAUCCCGCCUAAUCGCGGGCGCCUUGCUGCUAGUCAGCAGCGUCGCGGCCGAUGAGCUCUACACACCCAAACACGAAGCCGGACGAUGCGCCAUGCGAGGACAUUGCGGAAAGAAGAGCUUUUUCGGAAAGCAACUACCAUGCGUCGAUAACGAACUAGCUACUACUCCCGAUCCCGAAUUCGCGCAGGAUCUCGAGGCGCUGUGCGGUCCGAAAUGGAAGGAUAGUAAGGUCUGCUGCAACGCUGACCAGCUGAGCGCGCUCAAAUCCGAGAUGUCCACACCGAACCAGAUCAUCGGCUCCUGUCCCGCGUGCAAGGACAACUUCUACAACCUCUUCUGUUCCUUCAGUUGCUCGCCCGACCAAUCCUUAUUCAUCAACGUAACGAAAACGGUCGAGAAGAAUGGAAAGACUUUAGUCGCCGAGGUAGACCAAUUAAUAUCGAAAGAAUACGGCGAGGGCUUCUACGAUAGUUGUAAGGAGGUCAAAUUCGGCGCUUCGAACUCCAAAGCCAUAGACUUUAUUGGGGGUGGCGCGAAGAACUACUCCCAACUUCUAAAGUUCCUCGGCGACGAGAAGCCUAUUGGAUCUCCCUUCCAGAUCAACUUCCCCCUUGAAUACUCCGAACCGGGCAUGGCACCGAGAGAAAUGAAGCCGAAGAAGUGUAAUGACGAAGAUCCGAACUUCCGGUGUUCAUGCGUUGACUGUCCCGCCGUAUGUCCGGAACUUCCGGCUGUGGAGCGAGCAGGUUCAUGUCGAGUCGGUGUGCUCCCCUGUUUGUCAUUCGCGUCUAUAUUCACCUAUGGUGUAUUGCUAUUUACGCUUAUCAUCGCCUUGGUCGGCCAUGUCGCUUGGAUGAAACAUGCCCAGCGACGGAGUGAACGCCUCCAUCUGCUCCAGGCUGCCGAACCGAGUGACGAUGAGGAUGAGGGUGAUCUUGUUCGUAAUGGGGCUAUGUAUGACCAGCCCCAGAGGAAUUACGUGAUCAAUACAUGGUGUGAUACCGCUUUCAGCAAGUUGGGUCAUCUCUGCGCAAGAUUUCCCGGAAUCACUAUAUUCCUCAGUCUAUUAGUCGUCAUUAUUUUUAGUGUCGGAUGGGUCAAAUUCGAGGUUGAAAAAGAGCCUGCAAAAUUAUGGGUUAGCCCAGACUCGGCGGCAGCCCAGGAGAAGGCAUUCUUCGACGAGAACUUCGGUGCUUUCUAUCGCGCACAGAAGGUGUUCCUCGUGAACGAUACCCAGUCAUCUGGCCCUGGCCCGGUACUCAGCUACGACACUCUAAAGUGGUGGUCAGAGGUUGAGGAUAGCGUGAAGAAGCUCAAGGGGUCAGACUUCGGUACUACUUUCCAAGAUGUAUGCUUCAAGCCUACCGGGCCUGCUUGUGUAGUCCAGUCCCCAACUAUCUAUUUCGACGGUACUAAGGACUGGAAAUCACAAUUUAAGGAGUGCGCCGAAUCCCCUGUGAACUGCCGUCCGGAUUUCGGGCAACCGAUAGAGCCGAACAUGAUUCUGGGAGGGUUUGAUAGUAUUGAUAAUAUUACCGAAGCAAAAGCAAUCACAGUAACAUGGGUUGUCAACAAUCACCCCGAGGGUAGCUCGGAACUUGCUCACGCCACAGACUGGGAACGAUCCUUGAAGAAUCGACUUCUAGAAGCUCAAAAGGAAGCGGCGGAUCGAGGUCUACGGCUUUCUUUCUCGACUGAAAUUAGUUUAGAGGAAGAGCUAAACAAGUCUACCAACAGUGAUGCAACGAUCAUUGUCAUCAGCUAUCUCGUCAUGUUCCUUUAUGCUUCAUUCGCAUUGGGUUCGACCAGCAUGACUAUCCGAGAACUGAUUAGGAACCCAGCCGUUGCCUUAGUACAGAGCAAGUUCACCCUGGGUCUCGUCGGUAUUCUGAUUGUCCUGAUGUCGAUCACUUCAUCUAUAGGACUGUUUUCAUGGGCGGGUAUCAAGGCCACCCUUAUCAUCGCCGAGGUUAUCCCCUUUAUUGUGUUGGCUGUGGGUGUGGACAACAUCUUCCUCAUCGUCCAUGAGUUUGAGCGUGUCAACCUAAGUCACCCCGACGCUAUGGUAGAAGAGAGGAUAGCCAGAGCACUCGGUCGUAUGGGACCUUCCAUUCUUUUCUCCGCUAUCACUGAGACAGUUUCUUUUGCUCUUGGUGCGUUCGUCGGGAUGCCAGCUGUGAGAAAUUUCGCAGUUUACGCUGCUGGUGCGGUAUUCAUUAACGCACUCCUUCAAAUGACACUCUUUAUUUCUAUUUUAUCUUACAACCAGAUGCGAACAGAGGAUCACAGAGCGGACUGCUUCCCUUGUGUUCAAGUCAAGGCAGCCCGCGUUCACUUAAGUGGUAGCAACGGCCCUGGUGGCCCUCGCCCAUACGACAUACCAGAUGAAACCUGGUUACAGCAAUUUAUUCGAAAAUAUUACGCACCUGCUAUACUCGGGAAGAAGGUCAAGGUUCUUAUCGUCGCUGUUUUCCUCGGUCUUCUCGCUGCGGGUGUUGCUUUAAUUCCGUAUGUCAAACUUGGUUUAGAUCAACGGGUUGCUUUACCUGACGAUUCUUAUCUCAUUGAUUACUUCAAUGAUAUGUAUAACUACUUGGAUACUGGCCCGCCUGUAUACUUCGUCACCAAGAACUUGAACACGACACAACGUGAUAACCAGCGAGACCUUUGCUCUCGCUUCACAACUUGCGAUCAAUUUUCUCUCACGAAUGUGCUCGAGCAAGAGCGCAAGCGACCCGACGUUUCUUACAUCUCUUCCCCAACCGCCAGCUGGCUCGACGACUAUUUCCUCUGGUUAAACCCGGACUUUGAGAGCUGCUGCAAGGAGAACCGCAAAGUCUGUUUCUCUGACCGGGACCCCACUUGGAACAUUACUCUUCAUGGUAUGCCAGAGGGUGAUGAGUUUAUUCAUUACCUGGAGAAAUACUUACAAUCUCCCACAACCGACGAUUGCCCUCUAGCCGGUCAGGCAUCUUAUAGCCAAGCGGUCGUUGUCGACGCUGAAAGGCUUACAAUUCCAGCCAGUCAUUUCCGCACUAUGCACAAGCCUUUGCGUAGCCAAGAUGAUUUCAUCAACGCCUACGCAUCGGCACGUCGCAUCGCCAAUGAUGUCAGCGCCAACACAGGUGUUGAGAUCUUCCCCUACAGUGUCUUCUACAUUUUCUUCGAUCAAUAUGCCAGCAUCGUCAAUCUGACCGGCACGCUACUUGGCUCUGCCGUGGCCAUCAUCUUCGUCGUAUCCUCCAUUCUUCUAGGUUCACCCGUCACCGCGCUUGUUGUGACUCUAACGGUCGUCAUGACAGUGGUGGACAUCAUCGCCGCUAUGGCCGCCUUCAACGUAUCCCUCAACGCCGUCUCACUCGUCAACCUUAUCAUCUGCGUUGGCAUAGCUGUUGAGUUCUGCGCCCACAUCGCCCGCGCAUUUACUUUCCCCUCGGGUGCCGUCAUGGAGCGCGCCAAGAACCGCUUCCGUGGCCGCGACGCUCGCGCCUGGACCGCCCUUGUCAAUGUGGGCGGAUCCGUUUUCUCCGGUAUCACCAUAACCAAGUUACUCGGCGUCUGUGUCCUAGCCUUCACGCGAUCCAAGAUCUUCGAAAUCUACUAUUUCAGAGUCUGGCUUGCCCUCGUCAUCCUAGCCGCCGCUCACGCUCUUAUCUUCCUCCCUGUCGCGCUAUCACUAAUCGGUGGAGGCGGAUACGUUGAUCCAGAGAGCGAGGGGGGACUUGUCGAAGACCUUGCUAAUAGGAGGUACCGCGCUCUCGUCCCGGAUGAUGUUAGUGAUUCCGACGAUGAUGACGACUAAAUUCAACACUGGAGGGAAGAAAUAGCCCAAAAGGGAAGAGGAAAGGGGAAGACCAGAGAAGUAGAAUAGUAAUUGUAACAUAAGGAUCAACGGAACUACAUGGGAGUCAAGCGUAUGCAUUUCGCUUUUUUGGAGUACCUAUGGUGAUAGAGGGAUCGAUA
This is a messenger RNA of Hypoxylon trugodes, 4160 nucleotides long. RefSeq names its product patched sphingolipid transporter. The record is from RefSeq and is a predicted model, not a curated record. Gene Ontology annotation, molecular function: lipid carrier activity. The transcript is spliced from 2 exons. Bases 187 to 3999 code for a protein of 1270 amino acids. NCBI's taxonomy places the organism in Eukaryota, Fungi, Ascomycota, Sordariomycetes, Xylariales, Hypoxylaceae. Gene Ontology annotation, cellular component: membrane.